UGUAUAAUCACUGAACCGUGCAAAUCACUAAGAAAAAUGAACAAAGAUUAAGGAAGAGUACGAACAGACAGGAAAUCUUCAAACGGGUUAUUAAACACAAAUUACUGAUUUUUUUUUAUUGGAUUAUUUCAAUAUUUACAAGUUAUAAAAUUUUUGCAGAUUUUAUAUGAUAACUAUGUCGAGUUUAGCCUGCUGUGACCCUUAUUACACCGAAUACACUUGCAAGGACACGUGUAUAAAAUGUUGUCCGGACACCUGUUACAGUUGCUGCCGAAAGUACUACUCCCAUAUUGUUAUGGUCUUUGCCAUCGCGAUGUCAAUUUUUGGCAUUGUUGACCUCAUUUUAGGAGGAAAGCUGGCUAUUGUAUGUCCAGAGAACGAUGCUCUCUACUCUUCUCUAAUGUUGGCCCAGGGUGUCAUCUCAAUGAUUGAAGGCGUCAUGAUCUUCUACAGCAUUGGGCGUGUGCACGAUUACAGUCUCUUCCGGUCCGGACUUCCGACAUUCCAAUAUGCUUUUGUGACGUAUGCUCUGACAUCAUUUUUCUACAUCACUUCCCUGACACUCAGUGGCGUGCAAGUCGCAGCAACCGGAGGAGGGAUGGCAAAAACCAACUGUUCCGAUUACCACGGCUACAUUGUCUGGAGGUUUGUCUUCAACAUCCUGGUCCCUGUGUCCCCUAUAGCACUGGUGUUAUCCAUCGUGGCUAUUGGUAUUGCGUGCACUAUUCUACUUGCCUGUCUUAGUGGUGCAGAGAGAACAGAAAAUAGAAAUAAUUAAUGUAACAAAGUGGAAGACUGAUUUUUUUUUAGCAAUACAUGUAUACCAAACAAGGUUUAUGCGUUGUCACAUAUGAUUUGUGCCUUUUACAUGUAAUUUGUAGAGUAAGGUGUGCUGUUACCAAAAAAAAAAAAAAGGGGCAAAGUUAUAUGAUAAAGAUUAAAAUCAGGCGUCCUACACCAAGAACAACGAGUCAAUUAUAACACUUUUGUUAUAAAACCUAACAAUAAUUAUUAUAGUUGUUAUCCUUCUGGUUUGUCGUGUAUAUUGAAAUUAAAUUUUGCUACCAAAACCUCGAGUACUCAUUGAAGACAAAUGCAAUUACAAAAAAAUGUGCAAAUGUGAUUUAAUAUUUGUUGUUGGAAUUUUACCAGUACAGGUACAUUUAAAAACCUUUUUAAAAAAGAUUUUACAAACUGUGAUAGUUGUUAAUGGGAAAAGGUUAUCAUAUAUUUACAUUUUCCAGUGUCUUUGCCUGUGAUAACACUAUGUAUCGAUUUUGUACACUAUACAUAAAGCCAAAUUGAGGCGCCAGCGGGGUUUGCUUAUAUAUAUUUAAAUAUCUAAUCGUACGAUGGUUUAAGAUUAUAUAUCAAAUCUAUCAUAAAGCCCUUCGGACUUUACUGGAUUUAUCACGCCCCGACCAAAAUUAUCACCUCAUAAUACUCAAAGAAUGAUUCCUUAUUCCUUAUAUCAAAUCAAAUGACAAUGAAACUCAAAUGACUGUGAUCCACUUUAAAAAAAAUAAUAGUAUUUAUUUUGCUUUUGAUAAUCACUGGUGUAUUGUUUGCUUUAAUCUAGAGUAAAAUAAAUUAUAAUAGAAAAUUUUCUAUAUAGAACACUGUGCUGGAUAAUUAUGCCAGACGUGCCUAUGUGGCAUUUUUGCCGCCGCUUAAGCUGCAUGUAUAAAAAAAAUCAAAUAUGUCGUAUGGUUUACCAUUGCCUAAGGAGUUUAAAACCAAUUUUGUUAUCCAUUUAACACACCUGUCAGGUGAAAAAUUUACCUUUAUGAAAGUAAAUUUCUACAGGAAAAUCAUUUUUCCCUUUGGAAAAACAAUUUUCCUAGAGGAUAUUUGGCAUUUCCUAGCGGUAAAAAGACUUCCUAUAGGAAAUUAAAUUCCGAUAGCAUUUGAACAAAACUCCCAUAAGACUUUAAAAUCCGAUAGGAAAUUCUGAUUUUCUAUUGGAAAAUUAUUGUACGUUGUCUGAAAAAAUUCAUGCAGGAAAUACUUUUCUCCAAUAGGAAUAAUAAUAAUCCUGUGGCAUUUUCAAUAUUUCCUGUACGAAAAUUAUUUCUCUUAUAGAGUUUAUCAUUUUCUUCUGGGAUUUUAAUUUAUAAAGGUAAAUAUCUCAUCUGACAAUAAAAGUGCUUAAAUACUUUUUAGACAAUGGUUUAUCAUAUUGUAUUUAUGGUUUUUACGAAAGUGCAUCUUAAGCAUCAAAAUGCCAUCUUGGCACUGGCAUAAUUAUUCGACAGAGUGUUAUAGGCUUAAUAGAAUGUAUAGCUACACAUUAUCAAGAUGCUUGCACAUUACAUGUAUUAUCGCAAAUAUUAACAUUUUCAAGUGUUUCUGCCUUUGAUUAAACUACAUGUCAAAUUUUGUUUUUAUGUGUCAAUAAAUGCAUUUGAACAAUGGCUUAAAUUGGUAAUGUUCAAAGCAUCUCGGGUCUUUUUUUCAUCUUCGGGCUUUAUUUAAAAUUUGAUCACGUGCCCUACGGUAAUGAUCACCCCAUACAUGUCAGAUAAUGAUUCUUUAUUCCUUUACUGUAGCAUUGUAGUUAAAAUUUUAUUACCACAUAACCAUGGACUUUUCUUUCAUAACAAAAUCUUCCAAAAAUUAUCAAUUUUUGGAAGAUCUUCCAAAAAUUAUCAAUUUGGACGUUUCACACCCAGUGAAGGUUUAUAUAUAUAUAUA
Molecule: messenger RNA, 2694 nt
Organism: Magallana angulata
Lineage: Eukaryota; Metazoa; Mollusca; Bivalvia; Ostreida; Ostreidae
Exons: 5
Coding region: 167-778 (203 amino acids)
Source: RefSeq, a predicted model, not a curated record